AUGACAUUCUCAGCAUCCAAUCAUCCCCAAGGCAGUUCCCGGAUAGGGACGUCUGGUGAUGCUUUGUAUAAGGAACUAUGGCAUGCUUGUGCUGGACCCCUUGUCUCCCUUCCACGUGAAGGGGAGCGAGUCUAUUACUUUCCACAGGGUCACAUGGAACAGCUUGAAGCAUCAAUGCAUCAAGGGUCAGAGCAGCAAAUGCCUUCAUUCAAUCUGCCAUCCAAAAUCCUGUGUAAAGUUGUUAAUGUUCAGCUACGGGCUGAACCUGAAACAGAUGAAGUUUAUGCACAAGUUACCCUCCUUCCAGAAGCAGAUCAAAGUGAGAUAACAAGCCCAGAUCCUCCACUGCCAGAAACUCCACGGUGUACAGUCCAUUCAUUUUGCAAGACACUUACUGCGUCUGACACAAGCACGCAUGGUGGAUUCUCUGUCCUUCGGAGGCAUGCUGAUGAUUGUUUGCCACCACUGGAUAUGUCCCAGCAGCCUCCGUGGCAAGAAUUAGUUGCAGCUGAUUUGCACGGAAAUGAAUGGCAUUUUCGGCACAUAUUUCGAGGGCAACCUAGGCGGCACUUGCUCACAACUGGGUGGAGUGUUUUUGUUAGUUCUAAGAAAUUAGUAGCUGGUGAUGCCUUUAUAUUCCUCAGAGGUGAAAAGGGAGAGCUGCGUGUUGGAGUAAGGAGACUCAUGAGACAACCAAGCAACAUGCCAUCGUCUGUUAUUUCUAGUCACAGCAUGCAUCUUGGAGUUCUAGCUACUGCUUCUCAUGCUAUUGCAACUGGGACACUAUUUUCUGUCUUCUACAAGCCAAGAACAAGUCGAUCUGAGUUCCUUGUAAGUGUCAACAAGUACCUUGAAGCUCACAGUCACAAACUCUCUGUUGGAAUGAGGUUUAAGAUGAGAUUUGAGGGUGAGGAAGUUCCUGAAAGAAGGUUCAGUGGCACGAUUGUUGGUGUCCAAUGGGAUGAGCCCUCUUCAAUAUUGCGACCAGAUAGAGUAUCCCCGUGGGAAUUGGAGCCAUUGGUGGCAACUACUCCGCUAAACUCCCAACCUGCACUGAGGAACAAGCGGGCACGACCUCCUGUUUUACCUUCGCCGUCCCCAGAUCUUUCGGCACUUGGUGAGUGGAAAUCCCAAGUUGAGUCUCCUUCAGCUUUCUCCUAUAGCGACCCACAACGCGACCGAGACAUUUAUCCAUCAUCCAAGUAUAAUUCUGCUUCAAAAGCCAAUUCUCUGUGUUUUACUGGGAAUAAUUCUUUGGCUGCUGUUUCUGGGAACUCAAUGUUUUGGUCUAAUCGAGUUGAUGGUGUAACGGAUUCUUUCUCACCUGUUACGAACAAAGAUUCUGGGGAAAGGAGACAAGGCACUGGGAAUGGAUGUAGACUCUUCGGAAUCCAGCUACUUGAAAACACUAAUGUAGAGGAGUCUUCACCUGUGGUUAUGGUGUCUGGGAAAUUGGGGGAUAUUCGACCAAUUUCAUCAUUAGAUGCCGAAUCUGACCAACAUUCCGAACCAUCAAAUGUCAAUCGAUCUGAUCUCCCUUCAGGAAGUUGUGAUGCUGAGAAGUCGUGCCUGAGAUCACCUCAGGAAUCGCAAAGCAGGCAAAUCCGGAGUUGCACCAAGGUUCACAUGCAAGGGAUUGCUGUUGGACGAGCCGUAGAUUUGACACGGUUUGAGCGGUAUGAGGAUCUGCUUAAGAAACUGGAAGAGAUGUUUGAUAUUGAGGGUGAGCUCUGUGGAUCUACGAAGAAAUGGCAGGUUGUGUACACCGAUGAUGAGGAUGACAUGAUGAUGGUUGGGGAUGAUCCAUGGCAUGAGUUCUGCAGCAUGGUAAGAAAGAUUUUUAUCUAUACAAUAGAGGAAGUCAAGAGGUUGUCACCCAAGAUAAAACUUACACUCAAUGAAGAGGUCAAACCAGGAAAGCCAGAUUCUGAAGCAGCAGUCAACACCGAAGACCAGUCAUCCAUUGUGGGACCUGCAUACUGA
Messenger RNA from Prunus armeniaca (apricot), 1983 nucleotides. NCBI's taxonomy places the organism in Eukaryota, Viridiplantae, Streptophyta, Magnoliopsida, Rosales, Rosaceae. The record is from the annotation of a GenBank genome assembly.